Molecule: messenger RNA, 8559 nt
Organism: Pectinophora gossypiella (pink bollworm)
Lineage: Eukaryota; Metazoa; Arthropoda; Insecta; Lepidoptera; Gelechiidae
Gene: Cbl
Product: E3 ubiquitin-protein ligase CBL
Exons: 13
Coding region: 187-3234 (1015 amino acids)
Biological process (GO): cell surface receptor signaling pathway; negative regulation of epidermal growth factor-activated receptor activity
Cellular component (GO): membrane raft; plasma membrane
Molecular function (GO): receptor tyrosine kinase binding; ubiquitin protein ligase activity; SH3 domain binding
Source: RefSeq, a predicted model, not a curated record
CGCGUCGGGGAUGUGUCAAUGAGCGUUUGUCGCUGCGGAUUUAUUUGUGUCGUAAAUGUUGUGCGAUAUUGUGAUAAUGAGAAAACACACGCUGAACUACCUUAUUAUUAAGUGAUGAUUGUGUUUUGAGUUGAGUGCUUUAUAUAAAUUGUUGUUUUCGAUUUGUAUGUCAUUACACUUCCCAACAUGGCGGCAGCUCGUCACAAGUCACAGCCGAAAAACAUUUCUUCAAUAUUUUCGAAGCUCCACGGGGCAUUCUCUGAUGCGGUGUGCCCUACAAAGCUGGCCACUGACAAAAGAACCCUGGAUAAGACUUGGAAGUUGAUGGAUAAAGUGGUUAAACUGUGUCAACACCAUAAAAUGAACUUGAAAAACAGUCCGCCGUUUAUUCUUGAUAUUUUGCCGGAUACAUAUCAGCGGUUGCGGGUUAUAUACUCGAAGUACGAGGAUAAUAUGCAGGCGUUGAAUAAUAAUGAACAUUUUAAUAUAUUUAUUAUAAAUUUGAUAAGGAAAUGUAAACAGGCGAUCAAGUUGUUUAAAGAAGGCAAAGAGAAGAUGUUUGAUGAGAAUUCUCACUACAGAAGGAACCUGACUAAGCUUAGUUUGGUGUUCAGCCACAUGCUGAGCGAGCUGAAGGCCAUGUUCCCUAAUGGAACGUUUGCCGGAGACCAGUUCCGUAUCACCAAGAGUGAUGCUGCCGAGUUCUGGAGGACUAACUUUGGCAACAGCACCCUGGUCCCGUGGAAGAUCUUCAGAGAAGAACUGAACAACGUCCACCCGAUAUCCUCAGGGUUGGAGACGAUGGCGCUGAAGACCACAAUAGACCUGACAUGCAACGACUUCAUAUCCAACUUCGAGUUUGAUGUCUUUACUAGGUUAUUCCAGCCGUGGAGCACUUUACUCCGCAACUGGCAGUUGCUGGCGGUCACUCACCCCGGGUACGUGGCCUUCCUCACCUACGAUGAAGUGAAGGCGCGACUCCAGAAAUACAUCCACAAGGCUGGGAGUUAUGUGUUCAGAUUAUCGUGUACGAGGCUCGGCCAGUGGGCGAUAGGCUACGUGACAGCGGACGGAGAGAUCCUGCAGACCAUUCCUCAGAACAAGAGCCUGGUCCAGGCUCUACUCGAUGGCUACCGAGAGGGAUUCUACCUCUAUCCAGACGGUCGUGAUGUGAACCCAGAUCUCAGCAGCGCCAUCAUAUCGCCAGCUGAAGACCACAUCACAGUCACACAGGAGCAGUACGAGUUGUAUUGUGAAAUGGGAAGCACGUUCCAGCUAUGCAAGAUUUGUGCAGAGAACGACAAGGACAUCAGGAUAGAACCUUGUGGUCACCUGCUCUGCACGCCCUGUCUCACUGCGUGGCAGAUUGACUCAGAAGGGCAGGGCUGUCCAUUCUGCCGCGCGGAGAUCAAAGGGACUGAGCAGGUGGUGGUGGACGCCUUCGUACCACCACGACCACCCAACACACAGGGAGACGCCAAAAGCACAAACACAAAGACUGCAGUGAAACCCGUCACGUCAAAUUCAUCAGGGUCUUCAAGUUCAUCCGGGUGCAAUGGUUCAAGUGUAGAUGUUACAAUCUCAAGCAACGCUAACGGAUGGACGUCGCGCAAUGCUUUCAACGGCCUAACUGACGACAUUGACGACGCAGAGGACUGGGCGGAGUUCAACGCGGCGACAUCAACAAUCGACGCGCUGCGCCCCUCAGUGCGAAGCCCGGCGGCUUCGCCCCGACACUCCCCUCGCGCCGCCCGCAAGGCCCCGGCCGCAGAGAAUGCUUACGGGGAACUGAGAGCCCCGCCACUACCGCCCAGGAAGAGCCUGUCGCCGGCAGAGCCUGCUAUUCUAGCUGCUUCUAGCGUCCAGGACAUUGCUACAGCCAGUUCCCAGGAACCGCGAAGACGAUCUUCUCUGGAGCCCGAGCCUGACUCCCGGCAUCGACUGACGUCCAUCAUCACGGGAUCCACGGAAACCAUCACCGGGAUCAUUGACACCAGACACGAGGUGCCACCAGAUCCAAGAGCCUUCGAGAAACCUCGCCGCGCCUGCACUCCCCAGUCUAACAGCCGCCCCCUUCCCGCCCCUCCCCCACAACAAGACGACAGACCCACAGACAAAACAGACAGACUCAACAUGCCUGACAAACCUGACCGACACAUCCCUUCACAAUCAGACCACAGACAGAAUAUGCCCGAGCACAGAGCUUCUGAUAGACAUGUACCUGAACGACCUUCUGACAGACAUAGUAUGCCGGAUCGGCCGGUGGAGCGACAUAUGCCAGACAGACAAGCCGAUAGACAUAGUAUGCCAGAAAACAGGCCUUUACCCCCCGAGCAUAGACAAGUUCCGGUGCCAAAUGAAUGCAGGGAAAGACUCGAAAGUAGGCAGGACAGACAUAUUCCUCUCCCAGAUAGAACGGAACGCCAUGUGCCUAAUCCCCCAGUGCCAAUCGAGAGAGAACGUCAUGCACCAAGUUUGCCUUCUGAAAGGCAUUUACCAAGUCUACCUCCAAGCGAAAGGCAUCCGCCUUUACCAGCGGAAAGACAUAUAAACAUGCAAGAGAACAGACCUAUUCCCAUACCGGCAGAGCGACAUCCAAUCAACUUGCCUUCUGAAAGACAUAUGCCAGUGCCAGAGAGCAGACAAACAGAUAGAAUGCCAGAGAAACAAGAUAGACACAACGAGAAUAGGUCUUCUGAGAGACAUAUGCCUGAGAGAAGCCACGCCUCACUACCAGAGACUAGGCACGUUUCUUUACCAAACGAGAGGCAUAUAGAGUUCAGGCAACCUCCAGAAAGGCCUGGAGAGAAGCCGGAUUUGAGGAAUGAGUCUAGGUCGUUUGAUAGAGGGGAUAACAGGGCGCCUCCCAGACAAAGGUCGUUGCCCUCGACGACUUGCGGAAGCGUCGACCAACCGACGAAGUCAACGACUAUGCCAAAGUUUCCUUCAGAAGACGUCAAAGACCCGCCUUAUGAGAACGUCAGUGUGGAGAAAAAUGAGUUGGCUGUUGCACCUAAAUUGAAAAUCAACCCGCUGACUCACGACAAGCAUGGAAGGAAAUACGGUGAUAAUGUUUCGUAUGAAAAUAUUAAUUUAGAUUACAUCGCACGUUUAGUAGGCGAAGGUUACCCAAAGGAUAUAGUCGUGCGAGCAUUAGGCAUCACUAGAAACGACUUAGAAAUGGCCUGUGACAUACUACACGAAUUCGGUUCGAAAGUGUCUAAUAAAUGCUAAUUUAAUGUCUUAAAUAGUUUGAAAAGUAAAAGCCAAAAGGUUUCGUAAUUGUGAUAAUUCAUAAAUUUUUUCUUCGAUUUUUUACAAUUUUACAUUAAGAAUUCCUUCUUUUUAAUGUUAUUUCCAUUUAAAUUGUUAUACUAAAUAUUUUUUGAUAAAAAAAAAACAACAAUUAAAUGGAUUUUCCGAUGACAUCCACAUUUAAUGGCACUUUCUGGCACCUUUGAUUUCUAACUAUUUACCUCUUCAACUCAUCUUAAAAGCAAUAGAUACAGUUCCUAAAAUAUUUUUCUAAUGCAGAAUCAAACAAUGUUUCAGACUCAAUGCACAUUGAAAAUGAGCGUAACAUUUCCUUUAACAACUCACGCGUCUGUGGUGACUACGGUCCCCAAAAAAUUAGCUUAUUACGUUCGGCGUUCGCGAAUGUGUGAUGUGAGUGACCAAAUUAGCACCAGUUGCGUUAAUUUUCUCUUUUACACUACACUACUACUGUACUAUUAAGUGUAGUGACCAAAUUAGCACCAAACGACUGGCGUUACUUUUCUCUCUUACACUACAUUACCACUAUACUAUUAAGUGUAGUGACCAAAAUUAGCACCAAACGAGUUAAUUUUCUCUCAAUUUUCACUACUAUUAUCCCCGCUGUAGGGCCCCAACAGACUUCCCCUUUUCGCGAUCUUUUCAACCUCUGUAAUUGCUCUCAACAAUCGUAAUUUAAAAUAAUUCCCAUUUGCGAUUAUUGGAAUUCUUUCCAUGGCUUCAUAAUCAAUUUAGUGAUGGAUGCCAAACAUAACAUGCAUAAACAGAAAAACUUCAUUGUAAAUAGGCUGUUAUUAAAACAAUUAUUUGAAGUGUGAAUUGAGUCUAAAAUCCCAUUCAGAGCAAGAUAAAAGUAUUAUAAAGUAUACUGUGAUUUUAUCAGUCGUUGUAAAGUUGUAAUAAUGCUAAAAAAUAUCUUAUAAGACUUUAGAAGUGACAACCAUUUUUGACCUUAAUAUUGGAAAAAAUCUCGAUGUGUUUUUAAUAUAUUAAAUGAUGUAAAUAUUUAGCCAAGUUCUAAACUAACAUAAUGAAAGGUCACUGGUAUUUUGUAAGAUCAUAGGCAAAUAUACCAACCGAUUUUACGUUCUGAAAAUGUGUGAUAGUAUUAUAGGUUUAAUUAAACUUGAUCAUUAGCUAUUAAGCAGUUUUUUCGACUAUUUAUUUACAGAUAUGAGCGCUCAUAAAUAUUGCCUCACUCUUAGAUUAAGUUUGAGCACGAUAAUGAGCAUUUUUUGAUAAUGGCCCCGAUUCCUGCAGACCCCUCCUAAUUUUAUUUUAAGUUGUACCCGUCAUUUUCUUAUCCGCAAAAAAAGAAAAGGGACGGAUGAUUGUCAACAAUAAUUUUAAAACGAAUGAAUAACCCGGGCGAAUAAAAUAGGCCUCUCGCUGGCAUGUAAUCCGUUUGACGUGCUGUCUACUUAACUCUGACGGGUUAUUGGAAGAUGUAAAAUUUUUAGACGAAUGUUUUAGAUUUCUGCUUAAAAUUGACGUGUGUUCCAUAAAUCUUAUGUCUGUCGAUUACCCGUGCCUUUCUUUUUCAGCGAAUAAGAAAAUGACAGGUAUAACUUAAAAUGAAAUUAGAUGGCGUCUGCAAGAAUUAGCACCAAUGUCAUAUUUAGUUAACAUACUCUCUAAAGCAUUGAUGGCCUCUUAACUAUAAAAAAACACGCUUUAAUACGGAGAGAUGUUCCCUAAAAUUGACACUAUUUGUCAUUAUAUUAGAACAAUGACAAUGUUUAAUAUUUUAGUCCUCGUUUGUCCCACUGCUGGGCAAUUUUAGUCAAUUUUAAUUCCAGUGUUUAUUCUGAACAGUAUUCAUUUUACUCACUACUUUCACGUAAGAACCUUGUAAAUAUUUGUACAAUAAUAUUACUUAUAUUUUCAUAUGAAAAUGAAUUCGCUAUCUUAAUAAACUACUUAAAAUAAUUCACAUAGAAUAUAUUUUUUCAUAUAUAUGGUACGAAAGUCCGACACCUUUGACUUAUGACACUUGCAAUAUUAAUAUUUAGCAUAAUUCUACAUUUAAAAAUUAUUGUUAUUGUAAAUAUGAUAUUUCUAUUUUUUGGGAACUCGUAAAAAUUCCUGUCAGAAAAGAAAAAUUAGAAAAAAAAUCGUAUAGUAGUUUGGUAAAGGUUUACAUUUGGUUUACAUUUAAUGAGCUUAACGUCACCAAAAUGUUUUAGACUACAACCGACUCUUUGUAUUUUUCUAAAGUUUGUUACUAACUGAACAAUAAUUUUUUAAAUGCCAUUUUUCUAAUAUUCGUAUUUUCCAAUUGUCUUGGAAAUGUUUCUCUUUGCCUACAAAUAUUGGAAGCUUUACGUUUAUAUUUAAUUGAAGAUCUUUACAUAAAAAAGACCAAUUUCCUACUGGGCACAUACAAAUCAACCCUCAUCAGUAAAGGAAUUCCUUAUACAAUAUAUUACAAUUGUAGAGCAUGCCUACCGUGUUGCAUUAGUACGAUUGUCUUCAAGAUCUUGUUUUAGUUUGAGAAUACAAUGUACCAUCUAAAACUAUAAUAAAACUGUUGUAUUUUUUACAUAAAAUAUGAUCUGUUGAAUGUUAUCUAUCAUGUGCUACUGCCAGUUUUCUACCAAUACAUUCAUCGGCAGGCCUUAUGUUGUGGAUACACCACCAAUUCGCACUAAACGUUUUGCCUCUUCCUUUUUGAUGCGAACAGUAAAGGACUGGAACUGUCUGCCGUCGUCUGUUUUUCCAACUCGUUAUAAUCUGGAAGUCUUCAAGGAUAGAGUGAAUAGGCAUUUGCUAGGUAAGCGUGAUCCACCCUAGACCACAUCGUCACUUACCAUCAGGUGAGAUAGUGGUCAAACGCGAGCCUAUAAUAUUAAAAAAAAUCAUUGACACUACUAAGGUCAUCGUGUGACAUGCGCUUGGAAUUACAUUUGAAAAUUAAAAAUAUAUAUUUUUAUUGUCAUGACUUAUUAUAGUUUUUGAUGAUUCAGAUGGCAUUAACUACUUGGCCGGGAUUAAAAUAUAUAGCAUUCCUAUAUUUGUAGGUAAAAUAUUGCUUGUAUUUAUAUGUGCUUUAGCGAUUGACUUGACUGAAUUUUAGGUUAAAUUAUAUCUAGUCUUACGACCGAAUGCUUUGUCCAGACUUUAGACUAAAAAGCCUAUGAAAGGGAGAAUGUGAAGUAUGUUUUUAAAUCUAAAGUGUUGCUAAAACAUUCGGAACAUCAGAUUUGUUAUAGUUAAAAUUACAAUUAAUUUGUUUAUUUAGUUAAUUAUUUGAACAAACCAUAUUGUAAUAUCUGUAAUUUUAAAAUAAUUACAAUUGUAAUAAAAUAGUUAUGUAGAUUUUACCCACGGACACUUUAGGUAUUUAUGAGUGAAUACAUAUCCACCAGAUUACCUAGUCAAAUGUGAUUUUGUAUGUAAAAAUUACAAUAAAUUACAAUUGUAAUUUUUGAUACAAAUCGUAAUAUUAAUUAAUAGUUUGUAAUCCUUAUGCUGGAUAUACACUCCGCGAAACAUUCAAUUAAUUCUUAAAAUAGUGAAAUUCUCUUUAAUACGUUGAGAGACAAUUUAAUAUUACUUACAUUUUAAAAUAUUUGUAUAAUAAAGUAAUUGUAACAAAAGAGUGUAUACCAGCCUUAACUAUAGUCCCCUUGUAUACCCCGACGGAAAACUAUUAUUCACUUUAUUUUUUAUUUUGAGUAAUUUACAUAAUAUGUUCUAAAAUGUAACUAACCGACGUAUAACUAAAUUAAUCCUAAGACGUUAGUUAGUGCAAAGUUGAAAAUUAGAUUCCUGUCGAAAGUUUUUAUUUACAUUUUAGGACAUUUAAUAUUGAAAUAAAUUUUAUUAAUGUUUACAGUUAAACAGACUGUAUAACUCUUCACCUGCUAUACUUCACACAUUUUAUACAAAAAAGGGUUGGCAAGAUAACAGUUUUAAAAAUACAUGACUUUCAAAUUCAUGUCAAUAUCUGUUGUAAUAAAAAGUGUUCUUUCAUCUUAAAAUUUAAGAGUAUUCAACAAAAUUAUCAGGAAUAAUUAUUUAGGCCCGAAACUAAAGUCAAUCUGUGUUAACUUGCCAAACUUUGUAGCAUAAAAACUACAUUUUAAAACAGUUAAUUGUGUAGAAGUCAUAUCAGUCGACAAUAUACAUGUUGUUGACAUUGAAUCGUCAUUUAAAUGCACAUUUUACCAAUGUUAGUUGUUACUCGCUGUUUUCCUAAGAAUGUCGGGAAAGAGGGGUUGGCAAACGACGAGUGUAUAAAAUUUGGUCGAAGUCUUUUUGGAAAAUGUAUCUGGGUGUUGAGGUAAAAUCAUUGAUUGUUAAAAAAGUCAGGAAAAGAAAAGUAAAAGUUGUAGUUUACUACCGGUCAUUAAGCGAUAUGUAUCCGUUUUCAUCAGCAAUAAGAUACAUCCUUUUGUUACAAACAAAUUACAUACUGGUUAUGUUUUUAUAACCUUUUUUAUAGAGGGUUACCUAGUUAGUCUAUCAGUCAUUCUUUACAUUUUUCAAAAAUAUUUCAAUAAGUAUGUGUUCAAAUAAUACAAAUAAAUGAGAUGAAAGUGAAGUAUACUUAACUGGUACAAUUAAGAUGGGGCGUGUAGUGAGGUUAAAGAAAGCGAAGUAUGUUGUCUCUCCUUAGCUUACUUUUACCAUUUAUUUGUUUUAAAUUGUGCGCAUUAUGUCGAUUGAUUUAAAAUAAGUAUUUCUGUUGGGUUUUGUUGAUGGCAAAUUCAUAUUAUGUUGAUUUUUCGUUUUAAUUUGCAAUCAUACAUUGUGAAAAAUAAAAAUUAUAUAUUAUUAUUUCUUUGUAUAUGCGUUAGUAUGUAAACGUUUAGGCAUAUGUUUUAUGAAACAGUCUAUAAAUCCCACUACUGGGCAUAAAUCUCUUUAUCAAUUAGAGUAAUACUCAGACCUGAAAAAUAAUGGCUAAGGCUCACUUAUCUAGGUAUUUAAACGGGCAGACUGUCCAUUUUACGAUAUUGAUUACACAAUGAACAUCGAGUUGAAAUUGUAAUCUAUAUUUGUAAUGUUAAUAUGUUAUUUGAUUCAAUUGUAAUUAACACUAAAUUGUAAUUGUAAAUUACAAUUACAUUUCGACAGAUUACGGGUUAAAAGAGGUCUAAGUCCAGUAGUAGCUAAAAUAGGCUGUUGAUUGUAAAAGUAAUAAUUAUAAAUUGUAUAAUUGUUUUAUUUUUGCCAUCGAAUUAUUGUUUUUGGUGGAAAGUCGGAAUGUUUCGGGGAGAGCGAAGUCUUGUUUUACGCUUUAGUAUGAAUACGUUGCCAAUAUAUUUAAGAGGAAAAAUA